AAACUUAACCUUAAACUUAUAAGUUUUGUGACAAAGCUACUUGUACUUACUUACGCUCUUUUAUAUCCAACCCCUCCAGAGUCCCUGGUCUCGCAUUUCCAACUUUCCCACUCCCCGAUUUUUUGUUCUUUUCUCUUUCAGCAGUUCGCAUUUGUUCCGCUGCGGGGACUUUUAUAUCAUACAAUGUACUUGUUUCGCGGUCUAGCAUUGGCGCUGCUCGCAGGCACAGCACCACACCUCGUGAGCGCGUGGCCGACGGCGAUUCUCGAUGCCGCGGCCUCGGAUCCACAGCUGCUGAGGCGCGCAGAGGAGGCGGUGCGCGCGCUCCAGGGAAGACAGGUUGGCGCUGGGGCGGCGACUGCUGUGUUUGAGCCGCUGCGCAUUUUCAACGCUCAGGCGCAGUACGUCGAUGUGAGCGAGGGCAGCGGCCAUGAGUACCGGGCUCCGGGGCCGGGCGACCUGCGAGGGCCUUGUCCUGGGCUAAAUGCGCUGGCGAACCAUAACUUUCUUCCGCGCAAUGGAUAUGCUUCGGUGACGCAGUACGUCGAGGCUACGUCCAAGGUUGUUGGCAUGGCGCCUGGACUCGCCUUGUUCCUGUCGACGCUGGCGGGAGCUAUUGACGGCGACAUUCUCAGCUGGUCCAUGGGCGGCAAGCCGUCGCUGAUGCAGGGCGGACUGACGGGCGUGCUGGCAAACGGGCUGAUCGGGUCGCACAACAAGUACGAGACGGAUGCGUCGCCCACGCGCGCCGAUCUGUUCCAAGGCGGCAACAACUUCAAGCUGGUUACAAGCCAGUUCCAGCAGCUGAUUGAUUACUCGCCGGGCGGCAUCGUCACCAUGGACAGUCUGAUGGCGUUCCGAGCGGUUAGGGUCAACACGCAGAAGAAGACGAAUGCCUACUUUUUCAACGGCCCGUUUACAGGUGUGCUGGUGCAGCCCGCCGCGUAUGCAUUCAUCUUUCGCUUCAUGGCGAACCACACGGCUGAGAAUCCCACGGGCAUACUGACCCACGAAGUGCUGCAGUCGUGGUUUGGCGUCCAGGGCAAGAGUGGAAGUUAUACUGCUGUGCAGGGCGGUGAGCGUAUUCCGGAGAACUGGUACCGUCGUCCGAUAGAAUACGCAUACGACGUGGCGUACUUGGUGGCUGAUGCCCUUGCCGCGGCGAAUCUGCACCCCGAGUUCCUUGAUAUUGGCGGUAACAUCGGCACGCCCAACUCGUUCGUUGCCGUUGACGUAGCAGACUUGACGAGCGGCGUUUUCAACACUGACAACCUUCUCAAGGGCAACAACCUCGGCUGCUUCCUGUACCAGGUCGCUGCCCAGGCUAAGCCUGAUAUCAUUAUCGGCGCCCUCACUUCGCUGACUGAUCUCGUGGGGAACCUAGUUGGUUCUUUGAGUUGUCCCAAAUUGCAGAGUAUUGAUCCGAGCAAGCUUCAACAGUUCCCUGGUUAUACCAGGCAACCAGCGUAUUAGAGUGAACGGAAGGAACAUGGUGCUUGGUUUUAUACGUGUAUAAUAAGGCGAGGAUUUGUGAUUAAUCUACUAUUGUGUAUAAGGUGCAGGUAUGGUACCCCACUGGUGUCUGCUAUUGCGUCGUAAAUUC
This is a messenger RNA of Exserohilum turcica Et28A, 1603 nucleotides long. RefSeq lists its product as uncharacterized. The record is from RefSeq and is a predicted model, not a curated record. NCBI's taxonomy places the organism in Eukaryota, Fungi, Ascomycota, Dothideomycetes, Pleosporales, Pleosporaceae. Bases 184 to 1473 code for a protein of 429 amino acids. Gene Ontology annotation, molecular function: peroxidase activity. The transcript is spliced from 4 exons.